Messenger RNA from Aspergillus ochraceoroseus IBT 24754, 996 nucleotides. RefSeq lists its product as uncharacterized. Bases 1 to 996 code for a protein of 331 amino acids. NCBI's taxonomy places the organism in Eukaryota, Fungi, Ascomycota, Eurotiomycetes, Eurotiales, Aspergillaceae. The record is from RefSeq and is a predicted model, not a curated record. The transcript has a single exon.
AUGAUGCGAAAAAAAGAAACUUAUACCAUCGUCACACCCAUCCCUUCCUGCGUUCCUCGCCAACUGGCUAUUGACAUCCUCCAUAGCCAUAGCGAGAUCAUUACACUCAACCCACUGGUGCUGUCCCACCGCCCGAUCAAAGCCCCGCGAGAUGCUGCCGCGGACGAGUACUACUCCACGUGGUAUGAGAUUACCGAGCGGGUCCAAUAUGUUCCCGGCAUAGGAAAGAUGGGGUCCGGCAAGAUCAAGUUCAAGGGCUGUUUUCACAACGUCUCCUGGGGGCUUCAGACGCACAUGUAUGCUCCCAUGGGAAUUGACCUCCAGAGCAAAUGGCGUAUCGGGGGUAACCAACCUGAUGAGCCGCCUGAACUUCAGGAAUCUCAUUUAGGGAAUGCCCCGAAGAAUGGACUCUAUCUCCGCGAGAAUAUCGAAAUAGAAUGCAACAUCACACUCAUGUCAUUUGUCAAAAAUCAGUUGAAGGCGUCCUCAAAGGUGCUGGUGGAUCGCUUGAUUAAGAAGGCCGAACUUCUCGAUGCAGGCGUUCUACAGGCGAUGAUGGAGGACGGGAAACUAAGGACAUUUAACCCUGCCGAUCGAUCAAGCAGGAUAUCAUUGCAAUCUCCAUCGCGGUCACUAUCACUACAGCAAGGUCAAAUGUCACCGACAUUGCCCUAUAAUGUCCCAACGUCGCCGACUGACUGCGUACGACUGAGCUCGGUGCCUGAGAAGUCUUUUUUACCCUUCAAUUACGGACAAGAAUGCAGUAAAGGUGUCGCAGUGGAGUUACCGGCCGACUCUUAUUAUCCAAACCUCCUGGAAUCCAAGAAAUGGCACGAGUUGUCGGAUGUCGACAGCGGCCGACAUUUCAAGUCCAGAACAUUAUCUAGCUCACAUAGGGACUCAAAUACUACGACUGGCUUGCUUUCCUCCAGAUCUGACGAGAAAUACCCUGCGGAAUUGUCCACAAGGAAAGAGAAUAACCGUUACCAUAACUGA